CUUUUCUUCCUUUGAUUUCUCACCUGGAUGCUGAGGAGGCCAGCAGAAUGGACUCCACCUACAUGUGGCUCCUCUUCACAGCUCUUAUGUUGAUCCAGCAAUGUGAGGCCCGCUCUGUGGCGAGCUCCUCGGUGGAGGAGGACCCCCUGGUGCAGCUCACGGCUCACCGGCGAGAGAAACGCUGCUCCUGCGAGAACCAGAAAGACAAAGAGUGUAUUUUUUUCUGCCACAUUGGCAUCGUCUGGGUCAACACCCCGAGCCAGCUGGUGCCUUAUGGAUUUGGGUCAGUGCGACUCCGGAGGGACGUGAGCCGCUGCCGCUGCAUGGAGUCAAAGGAUGCCGAGUGCCUGAAAUUCUGCACUGUCCACAAGAAACCACAAGCUGAGAACACGCUCAUGAAGAGGAAGAUGGACAAACACCUGAAAGGAUACAAAGCUGCAUUCUGGGAAAAGAGGAGCAGACAUGCAUUACAACACCAGACCUGAGCCAGAGGAGGCAGCCCAGAAACACCAGCCCUCCUGAAUGUAUGAAUAACAAAUGAUGGACCCACUUUGGACCUGUACAGUGUGUGUUUCUGUAAAUGUAACGAUGGUGAAGUGUUAGGAGUGCCGAUCACUCACAAGCUCAUCUUUUCAACAAUUAGCUGGCAUCUUUAUUUGAAGCAGCAUAAGCAGGACUUCCCGAUCCUGCUCAGAUUCUUUAGGAGCUGAAGGAACUGAACCUGUGACCUUUCUGUUACCGGAUGACUGCAGCUUGUUAAUAGCACAUGUCCAUCAGGCUGCUGCCAGAAAUCAGUGUCGAGCAGUUAGUUACAGCAUCAGCUGAAACCUCACAUCUCUCCAACGUUUUGGUUUUUCCAAAUCACUUUCAGAUAUAAAAUACCUGCCACACCAGAGCGUAACUACAGCGGGCAGCUGCCCGGCUAAGGAGGCGAUUCAUUAUUUAAGGUCUGUUUGGUUGGUUUGUUCAGAAAUACCGUGAAGAGUUGCAGUUUGGACCAACAUAGGAUCUGGAGCUGGAUCCGGGAGCUUUGGAAUCAUUUUUUAUGAGAAAAAUGUGGUAUUUCACAUCCAUCCAUCUAUCCAUCCACCUACCCACUCAUCCAUCCAUCCAUCCAUCCA
Archocentrus centrarchus (flier cichlid) is the source of this 1121-nucleotide messenger RNA. Its product is annotated as endothelin-1. NCBI's taxonomy places the organism in Eukaryota, Metazoa, Chordata, Actinopteri, Cichliformes, Cichlidae. Bases 48 to 485 code for a protein of 145 amino acids. Gene Ontology annotation, biological process: vein smooth muscle contraction; regulation of systemic arterial blood pressure by endothelin; intracellular calcium ion homeostasis. The transcript is spliced from 4 exons. Gene Ontology annotation, cellular component: extracellular region. Gene Ontology annotation, molecular function: hormone activity; endothelin B receptor binding. The record is from RefSeq and is a predicted model, not a curated record.